This is a messenger RNA of Sceloporus undulatus (fence lizard), 7472 nucleotides long. RefSeq names its product tetraspanin 5 (gene TSPAN5). Gene Ontology annotation, cellular component: membrane. The transcript is spliced from 8 exons. The coding region runs from base 199 to 1005 and encodes 268 amino acids. Gene Ontology annotation, biological process: regulation of vascular endothelial growth factor signaling pathway; protein maturation; protein localization to plasma membrane. NCBI's taxonomy places the organism in Eukaryota, Metazoa, Chordata, Lepidosauria, Squamata, Phrynosomatidae. The record is from RefSeq and is a predicted model, not a curated record.
CUCUUGAGGCGAUCAGAACGCCUCUGUCUUCCUUCAGGGAAGGAGGCGGCGGAGGGGGAGCGGGGUCCGUGGCCGGCUCGGAGGCAACGGAGCCCUCACCCAGCCCUCGAGCUUGCUCCUUCGGUCGCUGUCCUCCCCGCUCCUUCUUUCCCCGAAGCCGUGGCUGCGAGCGGCGAAGCGUCUUCAUGAACCCCGAGGAUGUCCGGGAAGCACUACAAGGGCCCUGAAGUCAGUUGUUGCAUCAAGUAUUUCAUCUUCGGCUUCAACGUCAUCUUCUGGUUCCUGGGCGUAGCAUUUCUUGGAAUUGGACUGUGGGCAUGGAAUGAAAAAGGAGUGUUGUCCAACAUCUCUUCCAUCACUGACUUGGGAGGCUUUGAUCCAGUGUGGCUUUUCCUUGUGGUUGGAGGAGUGAUGUUCAUUUUGGGGUUUGCAGGAUGCAUUGGAGCUCUGCGGGAGAACACCUUCCUUCUCAAGUUUUUCUCUGUAUUCCUUGGAAUUAUCUUCUUCCUGGAACUCACAGCUGGUGUUCUGGCAUUUGUUUUCAAAGACUGGAUCAAAGACCAGCUGUAUUUCUUUAUCAACAACAAUAUCCGAGCAUACAGAGAUGACAUUGAUUUGCAAAACCUCAUUGACUUUACACAAGAAUAUUGGCAAUGCUGUGGAGCCUUUGGAGCAGAUGACUGGAACCUCAACAUCUAUUUCAACUGCACGGAUUCCAAUGCCAGUCGGGAGCGCUGUGGGGUGCCCUUUUCUUGCUGCACUAAAGAUCCUGCUGAAGAUGUCAUUAAUACUCAGUGUGGCUACGAUGCCAGGCAGAAACCUGAAGUUGACCAGCAGAUUGUUAUUUAUACAAAAGGCUGUGUCCCUCAGUUUGAGAAAUGGCUUCAAGACAAUCUCACUAUAGUGGCUGGCAUAUUCAUUGGAAUUGCAUUGUUGCAGAUAUUUGGUAUAUGCUUGGCUCAGAACCUAGUUAGCGACAUCGAAGCUGUCCGAGCCAGCUGGUAAACUUGCUGACCACAAGUGGCACAAGACACUGGACAAUUCAACCUCAACUCUUGGAAAACUCCAUUGUGUCCUGUGGACACCCUGCUAUUAUGGAAAAGGGUAACAGGGAAAUCUCAAGUUCUCAAAUAGCUGGAACUGCAUGGGACCCUUGUUUAUUUCAGAGGAAAUGGCUUCAGCCUCAUGCUUGCUGAUGAGAGCUUUUGAAAAUAGCCCCCGUUUGAAAUGUUUUGAGCCAUGUAUCUCUACUGUAUUCAUGACCAAGUAAAGUGGUAUAUUCCCCUUUCUUCUUUAUUUUUGUGGUAAAGCACCUGUAUGGGGGGCACAGUCAGGAUGUAGUUUAGCAGGGCAUGUUUUUUAUUCUCUGUGACAGGAGCUUGUCAGAAGCUGCCAGUGUGAGGCCAUUUCUUCUCUCUCGCUAGUGCACACCAAAGGAGUGGUGUGAAUGAGUGUGUUUUUAACAGACAAAGAGACCACCAUUCCUUCUGGAAGAAAACCCACCAAAAGAAAACCACUUUGUGCAUCUUGGCCUCUUUGCUUACCAGUAAGAAAUGAUCAGUCUACCACAAGAGAUUCAAGAUCUGCUCUGUAAUGCCCUCUGUUGGGGAACAGCAUCUUUAAUUCUUUCUCAUCCUCUUGUAACCUUAUUUCCAAAGGGGGGUAGAGGUAAAAAUUUUGAGAUCUUCAUCGGAAUGUUUAAGGGAAACAUCCAGGUGUUACUGCUUUUUACAAAUUACAACAGUUGGUGAUAUAUGAUGUGAGAAAAGGAGUUAAUAGUGAGGCUUAAGAAUGAGAAGUGAGCUGAAUCUCCAAAAAUCCAAACCCAGAAUAUUCUGAACUUCAUGGACAUUAAGCAAGCAUUUUGCAUUGCUGGACAAAUAUAUAAGAUGCUCCACUGAAACCUUUCUGAGUGGAUGUUCUGUUUUCCCCCAAUUUCUGCAUGUGGUGGCUAUAAGCCUUUGGAAUCUGUUCAGUGUGAUUUGUUUUGGAUAUCUGUUCUGCAGAAGCUUCCAAUUACAACAUGUUUAUUUAUUAGUGCAAAAGUGGAUCCAGUGAUGACAAUUUGCAUCUCUUUAUUUUGCAGCUAGAAUGUACCAUUUAUUUCUUUCUUUUUCUAUCUCUUACUCUCUGGUUUGAAAUAGUAACACUUCUUUUUAAAAACUUUUUGAGAUGUGUUAAAUAAUCAUUUGAUUUUGAGAGGUGAAAACAGUAGAAUUUGGAAAGAGGUGCAGUACAUAACCCCACAAUAGUCACUCUAGUAACUCUCCCUGUUCCCUCCUUCUCUUUUUCUUUGACCAAGAUACUGUAUUUCACUGAGAAUGGCUGGUGUUGAUUCUAGUGAAUGUCUCAGAUUUGGUUACUGGGUGUUCAUAUCUGAAUUAGGUAGCAGUGGAAAUGCAAAGCUGAUGGUGCCUUCUGUGGAAGAACUGCAUUUAGCUUUUCUUUUCUAGGGGCUGGAGUUUUGUCUAAUCUUACUGGGUUUGUGGGAGAAUUCAGGUAGUGUCUUACCAGUCUGUAGCAGGGACAGUGUGAUAGAGUAGAACAUAUUUCUAAAACCCAGAUAUUACUGCAUAGCUGUCUAGAAAACCUAAUUUGAGAAGAAAACUGAUGCAAAUUCAAGCUUAACUACAUCAUUGUGCAAGCCAUCUUUCAUUUAGUAAACAGUUGACAGUGUGAGUUAAAUGCCUCCUCUAAAGGCUGCCAUUUUCUAUUACUAUUCAACGAAUUAAGCAUUCCAGAUACACUUACCUUGUUCUUAAAAGACCCUUUUGGGAACUGUUCAUGCUUUUGGAGAUGUGUUACAGAAAGCCACCUGCAUAUAUAGUAAUUGCAAACUAUUCUCAUGAACAGCAUAGCUUGGUGAGCCUUGUUCCUUUCAUUAGCCCAAUGUAGCUUUGUUUGGGAAAUUGCUGAGGUGACAGGAUCGCAGUUUUUAGCCUUGAGGUGGCAGAAUAUUAUAACAAUGUGGGUAGGAAAAUGUUAUGACUUCAUGUUGCUUCAGGGUCUGAAGAGCCCAGAGAUAUGGUAUUUCAUAUUUAACACCGAACAUGCAAGAUGUCAACAGAAUGUGUGAAAUUAAAAGAAGCAUUCCCUUUUCUUUUUCAGCUGCUUUAUGUUUUAGAAGAUGACCUUCCAUGUUUGAGUAUCCACAACUUUGCUAUGAUGGACCUCUGUACUGUUGUUACUCCUUACCCAUGGUUAGUUUUUCUCCCAUUGCAAAGAAUGAUUUCUCCUGGCAUUUGUAACUAGUAGGUAAUAGGGCACUGGUAUUAUAAUGUCAUUUUUGGUCCCAAGAGCUGUCUUGUUGAUCCUAGAAAAAAAGUUAUAUCCCAAACAGAUAAAACAAUGUUAGCUUUUGUCUUGAAACUGUCCGUAGUGUCUUUUGCAUGAGCAAUAUGUGUGUUUUGCUGGGUCCUGCAGGAAACUGAAAAAUAUUUUUGAGUAAAAAAUGAAACUAUUCUUUUUCUUCUGGCCCUUAUGAUUGUUGCAAAUAGCUGAACAAUUUAAGAUUCUUUCAGUUGUAUUUUCUUGCAGUUGUUAUAGCGCCUUUUAAUAGCUUGUAUAUAUGAUGUUCACAUCUCAUAGGUUCCACUGGGCCUACAUUUGCCCCCCAAAUUUAGAAAUGUUUCCCACUUGUUCUCUUUCAGCUAAUGCCCAUUCAAACAUGUGUUGCCAGCUGUCGAAAUGUAGACUACUAAGAAAGUCCAUGAAUCAACAGACCCCCAACUGAAACACUGGGAUGUCCCGAAUCGGAAAUUUUACAAAUUAUGUCAGGUUAAAAAACAUUGGCAACUGCCAGCCAAUUACUGAUUUUAAUGGGCAGUUUCUGAGUGCUGGGAUGGAGUAUGUAAAUACAGUAAGACUUUAAAGUUUCCCAUGUGAAUUCCUUUCCAUUUCUACAUGGACAAAUUCAUUUCUGCCAAUACGAGCUGCAAAAUGGUAAAUUGAUGGGAGAAGGAGAGAGUGAAAUUUUGAAUGUUGGAGCCAGGCCGAUUAAUUUACUUCCCAAACAAUUGUUUCCCCUUUGUUUGUUUUUAUCUCCCCUUUCUUGUUUCAAAAAGUAGUUGAUGAAUCAGAUGAGGACAGAGAUUUUAGGUACCUGUGGGUGGAAAGGGGCAGGAGAGGCAUUUGGAGCCUAAAUGAGCAAAACCAUGCAUGUUUAAUGUCCAGACAUCCCCAGUGCUUAUCUUGCACAUGAUACACCUGGAUCUGCUGUCAGUACUGCAGCUUUUGCAAUGCAUCAGGUUUGAUCUUAAAAGUUUGCAUCUUCCGUAUGAUUUUUCAUGGCCCUUCUUUACUCCUCUCACUCUCUCUAGAUUUUUUUUCCUUUUUUUGCCAAAACAAAAAAACCCUCAAGGUCAGAAUAGUUUUGCUUCAAAAAUGCAAGAAGAAAUAAUUGCAGGAUCUAGAUGUGCUGAAUUCUCUGUACUGAAUGACACAUCCUGGUCUAGGCAUCCUAGCUUUUUCUGUCCUUUGCAGUCUGAACCUCCCCCCCCCCCUUUUUUUUUUUAAAGCUUUGGUCCUUCUCUUCUCUGAGCUGAUUCCUACUUACUUUUCCAGUGAGUUGCUAUUAUAUUUGUUGUGAAAUGAAGACUUGGGACUUGGCUUUUGCUAGAUUCCAUCUGGUGUGUAAAUAAUAUUUGAAAUGUAAAUAGUAGCAUGCGAAUGAACUGAUCCAUGCACGGGAUUGUGAUUCAUCAUAAAUGUGUAUUUAUAUAGAGAAGGAUAUAUGUGCAGUUUGCCUGUCCAUUAUAAAACUUAAAAGCUUUACAUAUCUCUUGGUUUAAACGUGGAAUGCUUUAAUAGCCUACCAUCUAGUGUCUGCCUGGCAAAACUGCAGCUUGACAAAACUGGUGUGAACUGCCCCGUUUUCAUGAUGUUCAUGCUAUCUCUUCUUUUCCUACCUGCUUUGUGCAAUGAUUAUAUCAUAAGCUGCUGAAACUACAGGAGCUUCAUUAACUACUGUGUUAUCCUGAAACUGAGUCCCAUAUCUUCACUGGUCACACUUACCAAAGACAGCUGAAGAGAGUUUCUGUGAAUGGGAAUAUUUGAGGUCCAUUUCCCUGAAAGUCCUGCCUGUUUCAUGGUCAGGACACUAAGCACAAUUCAACAAAUAGUGGGUGGGCUUGAAUAGGUCCAAACUGACCACAUUAUCCAUUCUUCCCAACAUCACUUGAGCAACAAAUGCAUCUUGUUCACUCCCAUGUUUACUUAUAUUAUAAUAGUCAUGGUUUUCUGAAUAUUUAGAGUGGGACUGCUUUUGUUGGAGUUGACAGUGAUGAAGUUUUAAUGCCAUCGCACCUUUUAAAUGCUCUUUUCUUUCCACAAUGCAGAAAUUAAGCUCAUAAAGAUCUUUGUUAAAAGGAGCUUUGUGCAACAUUGCAGUGCCCCGAUUACAAACCCUUUCUGCUGUGGAAGCUGCAGUGAGGAUCUGUGCAGGUUCAUUUUGGGGCAUGCGUGAGGCCAAGCUACACUGAAUAUCUUCAAUUCUUCAGACCCACUGUCAAGGCAGCUUGCCUAAUUCUGUGAGAUUGUCUUAAGCCUGUGUAUGUUACCUGUCUAGGAACACCUGUUGUUAAGUUCUCUCAGCAGUUUAAUGCCAACUCCUGUUGUUUACAAGCAUCAUAGUCUUCAGACUUAUUUAUACAAAGUAUAAUUAGAAUAUGCACAUAAUAUCCUUCAGUAUUUUCAUCUUCCUUAACUGGGGAUAUGUCAACAUUAAAUUCCUAAAUGUCUGUUUUCUUGUCUGGAUGUGACCACUCGCAGGGAGAGCAAAGUAUCUGGUUGAUGUGGAGAUAUAUGACUGAAAUAAGUAGUAGUGGAUUUUUCAAAUCUAGUGCAAUAUGAUUGAAAACAAUGUGUUUCCUCCAGACUCCUUUUCAUGUAUCUUGCUUUAUAAUCCAUCUUAAUUUUCAGUGUUGAUACAACUUUUUCAUGUGUUGCUGCAGAUAAAUUACUCUCACAACAUUUGUGUGGAGAAAAUACAAUAUUAAAGCUAGUUCCUAAGCUUGACAUGAACAAAUAGAGAAGUGAAUAGUAAUACGUGAAGUGGGGUUGGUGACAAAAUUACCCCUUUUUUCUCCCCAGUGGAUACAGUUCUCAGCUGAUAAUUGCUACAUUUCCUCUGAUCAGUGAUAUACAUCAGCAUCUUCUGGGGCAGCAUUUGGGAUUUGCAGAUCCAUCUCUUGCUCCAUGGCAAGGCCCUCAGAGAUUUAACUCUGGCUGAAGGUGAUGUUCCCAUCCUGGAAUCCUGCCCCUCUUAUACUAAGAAAAAUGGGCACCAAUGGGUACAGAAAAUUGAAUGUCACAGUCUUCCCCCUUUCUUGGUCUGGGCCUUCUGUCCAGAUAAAUAACAUUAAGUGGUAGAGGGGGAUGUACAAAAUGUUCAGCAUGGGUAAGAUCUGAACUGGCUCCAAGAGCCCUGCUUUUUGACCUUGUGGUGCUUCAUUUGAAAUGUCACAGGGGUGAAGAAGAGCAAUUUAUGGGAUAGCUUAUAAUCACCUUACCCAUGGAAGAGCAUUAGGGUUGGCUUUAUCUGUGAAGUACACUAAAAUGGAACUGUAGAGAUGUGUGUGUGCAUGUAUUUGCACAUAGUUGUCCACACACUCCUAUUAAAGUUAAGCACCUAAUAAAGUUCAGUAUCAAUCACACUGAACCAGUGUAGAUACUCCUUAGGAGUAUGAAUGAUAAAAUAAACCAUACCUGCAAAUGUCUCACUGCAUAGUAUGUGCCUAGCAUUUUGAAACAAGUGUUUUGUUCACAGUCAAACGUCAAAACAAGAUUGGGCAUGGUUGGGUCUAUGACUUUGCCUAGUUCUCAAAUAUACAUACAUACAUACAUGUAUGUAUGUAUAGGAAAUACUGAGUUAACUUCCAAAUAUGUUUCUUCCCUGAUUCGUUGCAUGUUGUAAUUAAGGACACUCACUGUAAUUACCAUUGUGUUGUGUUUUUUAUUUCUUUUUAUAUGAAUGUAUUCUUCUGUGUUAGUCUUGUAAAUUGCAAAAUUGAUUGUAAAAGCCAAUUACACUUACUGAUGAUGGAAGGUAUUGUUAUAAGAGAAUUGCAUGCCAAUACAGUUUGACUGAAGUUGUGUUGUCUCAUUGCCAAUCGGUCACAGUCUGUCUAGGAAUGGAUAUAUUUUUGCUUAUUUGUCAUCUCAUCUUUGCAUUAGAGUAUGGUAUAUUGAUGCUCAUACAGAUUGCAGUGGACGUAACUGGACUUAUACAUGAAGUGAACACAACUUCUUUGUGUCAGUUUUUAAAGUGUUGACAGUGGUCUUCAUCAUGCUCUUGUACCUUUUUUUUUCCCCAUAGAUGAAACUGGUAGGAAUGUUUUAAUACUUUUAUUAUGGACAACAUAGUUUUACUAGUUGUGCAGUAUUCUGUAUUUUACUUGAAGUAAAUCAUUUUAUAUGCAAUUUGUUAGCAUAUUACAGUUUUAUAAAUAAAAUUGAGUGACAUCUCGUGUCUA